GGCCUGGGCCGCGUUAUUCAGGAUCUUAUCUAAUUCGGUAGUGGGUCUGUGCAGAGGUGAGCCUCAGGGGACCCCUCAGGCGGUUCCCGCCCAGUGACUGCCCCGAGGCUGCGUGGGAGCGGGUCGGGACUGGAAGAGCCUCAGCCUGAGGGUUACCUCCUUCCUGGACACCCAGCUCCUCAGGGCUCAGGAAGGCGUCCUCCUCACCACCAUCUUGUCUAGUGAGCCUCCCGAAAACUGAUGAAGUCGGGCAGUGCGCAGCCCGCAGGUGAAAGGGAUAAGUACCAGGACCAGAGAAAGAGGGUUUAGAAGAAAGGCCUGGUGUCAGUUGUUGGGGGUGGGUGUGCACAGAAGAAAGUGUUGACGUCUCUUUUCUUUUUUCCGUAGCUGUAGCAGGUCAAACGAUGCCCAGCAUCCCAACCAUGUGAGCGCUUUUGUUUUGUAUCUGAAAAAGGAAGGGGAGUGGGACCGAGGGAUGAAGAGCAAGCUCCACGUGUGAAGGCGGCGCCUCACAAUUGAUGAUUUUGAAAUCGGGCGUCCUCUCGGCAAGGGAAAAUUUGGGAAUGUGUACCUGGCUCGGCUCAAGGAAAGCCAUUUCAUUGUGGCCCUGAAAGUCCUCUUCAAGUCCCAGAUAGAGAAGGAAGGACUGGAACACCAGCUGCGCAGAGAAAUUGAAAUCCAGGCACAUCUACAACACCCCAAUAUCCUACGCCUGUACAACUACUUCCAUGAUGCACGCCGGAUGUACCUAAUUCUAGAAUAUGCUCCAAGGGGUGAGCUCUACAAGGAGCUGCAAAAGAGCCACACAUUAGAUGAACAGCGUACAGCCACGGUAAUGGAGGAGUUGGCAGAUGCUCUGACCUACUGCCAUGAAAAGAAGGUGAUUCAUAGGGAUAUUAAGCCGGAGAACCUGCUGCUGGGGUUCAGGGGUGAGGUGAAGAUUGCAGACUUUGGCUGGUCUGUGCACACCCCCUCUCUAAGGAGAAGGACAAUGUGUGGGACACUGGACUACUUGCCCCCAGAGAUGAUUGAGGGGAGAACAUACAAUGAGAAGGUGGAUCUGUGGUGCAUUGGAGUGCUCUGCUACGAGCUGCUGGUGGGAAAUCCGCCCUUUGAGAGCCCCUCCCAUAAUGAGACCUACAGACGCAUCCUCCAGGUAGAUGUAAGGUUUCCCCCAUCAAUGCCUUUGGGGGCUCAGGACUUGAUCUCCAAGCUUCUCAGAUACCAGCCCUCGGAGCGGUUGCCCUUGGUCCAGAUCUUGGAGCACCCAUGGGUCCGGGCCCACUCUCGGAGGGUGCUUCCCCCAUCUGCUCAAAUGGUUUCCUGAGCCCUGUAUACCCCUAAUCCUUUGUGAUUGCUCAUGGAGCCCCCUUGGCUCUGGUAUCUACUCUGUCUUUUGUUUCUUCUCUUUUAAGAUGCAUCUUGCUAAUUAAUAAAAGCUGAAUCAUUUUGUACCAGG
Messenger RNA from Orcinus orca (killer whale), 1459 nucleotides. RefSeq names its product aurora kinase C (gene AURKC). Gene Ontology annotation, cellular component: spindle midzone; chromosome passenger complex; spindle microtubule. The transcript is spliced from 6 exons. The record is from RefSeq and is a predicted model, not a curated record. Gene Ontology annotation, molecular function: ATP binding; protein kinase activity. Bases 743 to 1327 code for a protein of 194 amino acids. Gene Ontology annotation, biological process: regulation of cytokinesis; protein phosphorylation; mitotic spindle organization. NCBI's taxonomy places the organism in Eukaryota, Metazoa, Chordata, Mammalia, Artiodactyla, Delphinidae.